AUGGUUGGUUUACACUUUCCAGAGAUUGUUAACUUGCCAGGUUCAUUAGCUAGAAGGAAUCAGUGUUUGGUUGUAGGGUCUGCUCUUUACUCAAUUGCGGUGCAUAUAUCACAGUAUCAACAGGCACAGAUAAUAGUCACAAUUGGACUUGAGAAAGAAGUGAUAUUGCCAGCAGGAACUACAGUAGGGAUGGUCAUGCCAGCAGGAGCUUCUUUGGAUGAGAUCCGGACUGGAAGAGAGGUAACAGAGGAUAAUGUGGAGGUGAUGAGGUAUCUGGAAAGCGUAGUAGAGUACUCAGAGGCACGUCAGAUACCAUCAGUCACAUCUGGACCGAUCCUAUUGCCAACAGUGACACAACCUCAGGCACAAGAAAAACAAGACCUUGUAAAGAAAGCCAUGAAAGAAAAGUACGAUAUAACCCACAAGGCCAAGGCAAAACCUUUUCGAAUAUGGGACAAAGUGCUAGUCAGGUAUUACAGCAGACAACCUAUGAGCACCAAUUUAAGACCAAUCUGGCUGAGACCUUACAGAGUGGCAGAAAUAUUAAGACGUAAUGUCUAUGUAGUUGUAGACGGGAAGUUAAGAAUACCAGCACGGAUGAACUGGAACAUAAGCGCCAUCGAGAGAACAUCACUGAUGUUGGGCCCUUGUGAUGUUGUCCGGGUCGGCCAACCAUUCAGUUCGAUCUGGGCUGAAGGUCGUGCCCAAGAAUCUCCAAUAAUCACAUUAAAGAAGAUAGUACUACCAUAA
This is a messenger RNA of Phycomyces blakesleeanus NRRL 1555(-), 750 nucleotides long. RefSeq lists its product as hypothetical. The record is from RefSeq and is a predicted model, not a curated record. NCBI's taxonomy places the organism in Eukaryota, Fungi, Mucoromycota, Mucoromycetes, Mucorales, Phycomycetaceae. The transcript is spliced from 5 exons. Bases 1 to 750 code for a protein of 249 amino acids.